Contarinia nasturtii (swede midge) is the source of this 1862-nucleotide messenger RNA. RefSeq names its product DNA primase large subunit (gene Prim2). The transcript has 3 exons. NCBI's taxonomy places the organism in Eukaryota, Metazoa, Arthropoda, Insecta, Diptera, Cecidomyiidae. The record is from RefSeq and is a predicted model, not a curated record. The coding region runs from base 102 to 1718 and encodes 538 amino acids. Gene Ontology annotation, cellular component: alpha DNA polymerase:primase complex. Gene Ontology annotation, biological process: DNA replication, synthesis of primer.
AAUUAUUAGUAGUGAUCAUAGUGCAUUGUACACAAACUUUAACAAAAUUUAAAUUUUCAAAGAAAUAAUCUGUAUAAUAACUGUAUAGAAAACAUAAAAAAAUGGAGUUUGCAACACGAAAAGCGCGAGAUCGCACCAAAGUUGCGAAAAUUGAAUCGGAAAAUUUGGAAACACUUUAUCCACACAAUGUGAUGAUGUACAUUUUGCCGCCGACACAAGACAUCACACUGCAAACAUUCGAAGAAUAUGCCAUCGAACGGGUGAAUUUACUUCGCAUAUUUGAACAGGCCACAUCGAAAAAUCUGCGAGUUUUAUCGGAUGACUGGAAGAAUGAAAUUAAAGAGGAAAUGAAACAGGCGGGCAUGAAGAGCUAUCUACGGCUAAUCGAUGGGCAUACAACCACUACUGAUCUUGAUCUACAAGCCAGACGCCGAGACUAUAUUUCACAUUUCAUAUUACGUUUGGCCUAUUGCCGAUCAAGUGACUUGCGACGAUGGUUCAUCACACGUGAAAUGGAAUGGUUUAAAUUGAAGUUUAGCACAUUGAACGGUGAUGAAAUCAAGAAAUUUCUCGAGAUCAAUAAAUUAAGCUAUCAACCGAUUACCGAUGAUGAAAAAUCAGAUGUCAAGGAUGGCCUAUACCAUUCCACUGCAAUGCAUCCCAUACCAAAAAUUGAAAUGGAUGAAUUUUAUAAAGUACAUUUUACGGCGGUACCAGAUUUAAUACGGUCUCGUCGGUGUUACAUCAAAUCCGGUUAUGCAUAUGUUAUAGCGCAAGAUUUUAUAUCAAUUGUGGCUGGUCUACAUGAAGCUUGCAUUGAAAACGGUUUGACUGCGGCGGCUAAAGCACUUCCCGAUUUGGAUAAUGAUGAACGAUUGACCAAUUUACUGAAAACACUGCACACAUCUUACACGGGUAAAGAUUAUGUGGUCGGCGCAAAGGGUUCAAUACCGAUUGAAAGCAUCGAUCAGCUUUCGAAAAAGUCGUUUCCAUUGUGUAUGCGUCAAUGUCACGAAGCGCUGCGCACCAAACAUCAUCUCAAACAUCAUGGCCGUUUGCAGUAUGGACUAUUUUUGAAAGGGAUCGGCGUUACAUUAGAAGAUUCAUUGAGAUUUUGGCGUGCUGAAUUCACAAAAAUGAUGGAUUUGGAGAAAUUCGAAAAAUCUUAUGCUUAUAACAUUCGCUAUAAUUAUGGUAAGGAAGGUCAAGCAAAGAACUGGGCACCACAUUCAUGUUUGAAAGUAAUUUCACAGCAUGUUGGUACACAAGAAACGCAUGGAUGUCCAUUCAAGACAAUGGAUGCAAAUACCUUACGAGCCAAAUUAACAUUAUACGGAUUCAAUUCGGUACACGCACAAGAAGUUGUGUCUUAUGCCACAAAAGGUCAUUAUCAAUUGGCGUGCGGACGUUAUUUUGGUGUAAUGCACGAAACACAAGACGAGAGCAUUACACAUCCGAAUCAAUUUUUCGACAAAAGUCAGACGUUGAUCGAGGAAAGAACCAAUGAGGCAGCACCGAAAGCAACGCAACGUGCCUCACAAAAGGUGACCAUCAAAAAUGAGAAACGAAACACCAAAAACCCAUUGAUGGAUGAAUACGACGAUGAACUGUGGAAUGUUACACAAGAAGUCGAACGAAAAGAACAAUCCAAAGCUGAUUUAGACGCAUGGAAUAAUGAUGAUGAUUUUGAUAUGAGUCAAAUAGAUGACAAUUUUUAAGAUUCCAUUUUUAUGAUAUAAAUCAACGAAUUAUUGCAUAUCCAUUAAUAUUUUCGUCCACAAUAAUCGUAGGCUAUAAGAUCGUUUGUAUUUUCAACGUAAUUUUUGAUGUUUCAUUAAACGUUUCCAUUUGUGAAAAACCGA